AUGCCGCAGCCACCUGGCCAGAUAGAUAUGCGGCUACAUAUUUGGCUGCUGACCCUCACCGGCCUCUUUGCCGCUUCGUCAUCCUUGGAGGCAUCACCACGUGAAGCAAUUGCGGACACAUCAGCCAGGAAUAAUCCGAAUCCAUCCCAUAGAGAACUGUCUAGCGAUGUGUCAAAUCGAGCAGUUGGAAGCGGUUAUGGGAAAAGAACCGCUGGUACAAGGGAGCCGGUGAAUCAAGCGAUUGAAGGUGAAGCAGACGUUGAUGCAUCUCAACGCGUCGGUCCGAAUGAAUUGAUAACCGGUUACGACAACGCUUUCAAUACCGCAGUGCUCGGACAACUGGAGAGGAGCAAACGACAGGAGUAUUGCAACGGAAGGUACUCGCAGACAGACAGAAAUGCUAUUCUACAGUACCACAAUGACAUGCGGUCGAAAAUCGCUCGAGGUCAAUACGUGGUCCGUGGUGUGGCAAAGUCGCCAGCUGUCAACAUGAGGCGAUUGUAUUACUCAUGCUUUCUGGAGAACAGUGCACAAGACGUUGCAAACAGGUGCACAUUUGCGCAUUCUAAUCGUGAUGGAAGGAACAUCGGAGAGAAUAUCUACAGGUUCAGAACCCCGCUUCGCGCGUCACCGAACCCUAUUCCAAUUGAAGGAACCGGUAGCAAUGCUUGCAAAGCUUGGGAAGUGGAAUUUGAGCAGUUUGGGUGGCCAACCAAUCUAUUCACAGAGUACAGUUUGCGAACCGGUGUCGGCCAUGCAACGCAGAUGGGUAUGGGCUUGGACAAGCGGAAUGCAUGA
Messenger RNA from Ostertagia ostertagi, 798 nucleotides. Lineage: Eukaryota; Metazoa; Nematoda; Chromadorea; Rhabditida; Trichostrongylidae. The record is from the annotation of a GenBank genome assembly.